AUGGUAAAUACUAGGGGCUACACUGCCGUUCCGAAUAUUGAAGGACCAACUAGUAACUCACAAUAUGAUCUAAACGCGCAGGAACUUGAGCCGAAUAUGGGAAUGCCAUCAGAACCCCCACUGUAUGUGGAAGAGAUGAGGAUGGAAGAACCGCAAGCCCCAGAAGCCUUUAGUGAGAAAGUCCAACGGUUUAGAAUGUGUUUUGAAAAUAACGUGGUGAUACCAGUCAAGGAGAAUGUUGUGGAUCCACUAGCGCAAAUGAUUUCCCUGGUCUCUGAAAAAUUUGAUUUGUUCUUGAGUAAAAUAGGUAAUGUUAUGGUAAUGAGGAGAAUAUUUUAUAUUGUGAUGAUGUCCAUCAUUGCAGCUUUAAUUAUUGCGAGUGAUAGACUACCCAAUGGAAAAGCUCGAGGUUCGAAUGGCUCAUUCUCUGACCACGACCUCCUUUUACAAUAUGCUAGGAAAUCGAUAGACCUUUCAAAGAUAGAAAGAGAUUUAGAAUAUAUCAGCAGUAUGCCCCACAUGUCAGGAACAAGUGGAGACGUUGCCAUUCGGCAUUAUAUUAAGGAGUCCUUCGACAAAAAUGGUAUAAGGCUAGCUGGGGAAGAGGAGUUCAUGGCGUAUUCGAAUUACCCAGGAAAUGCUUCAUUACAUGUAUAUCCAAAGGAUGAUACAGAGGGGUUUGAUAUUCCAUUAAAUGAAGAAAAUUUUAACCCAAUGAGUCACAAUGGUCACUUAAGAAACACAGCGGUGAUUUAUGCCAAUAAAGCAUCGUUGGACGAUAUGGCUUCUUUGCAAGAUCAAGGACUUUUAGACGGUGACUUUAUUUUACUAGUACAUUAUGGAGAUUAUGUUUUCCAGCAAAUGUUGACUGCUCAAGAAUAUGGUGCCAAAGCGGUUAUCUUUAUUUCCGAGCCUCAUGAAGACAACAAAAAUGUGGUACAAAUGAAAUCAGUUGCGUUGCCACAAUACGGUACUGGUGAUGCACUUACACCUGAGUGGGAAGGAUCCAUAAGAGACCCUAUCGAUGCUUCCGAAGCCAAGUACUUGCCCAAAAUUCCAUCCAUACCGAUAUCUACCAACCAAGGGGAAAAAAUACUAGCUACAUUAUCUGAUACCGGCGUGAAGUUUUCUAAUAAUUUAUUUAGCGGUUCGCUUAACGAUUGUCGACUUGACCUACUAGUGCAAACAGCAAUUAGGGAACGCCACCCGGUUCACGAUAUAGUUGGUAAAAUUGAAGGAUCGGAACAAGCAGGCAGGGCAAUUGUUAUUGCUGCACCAAGGAACUCUGUUAGCUAUGGCGCUACGUAUCCUUCUUUCGGUACUGUUAUCUUAUUAUCUCUGAUCCAACUAUAUCAAGAAAUGGUUUACAAAUUUGACUGGAAGCCUUUAAGAAACAUAUAUUUCAUCUCCUUUGGAGGCUCCGAAUUUAAUGAAGCAGGAGCCACAGAGUUGAUGGAAAAGAGAAGAGCGGCAUUGAAAAGUGAAGUAUACGCCAUGAUUGAUGUCGGUCAGAUUGGUAUAUGGGAUGACAGUAACGAUUUAGAUAUACAAUGUCAUCCGCUACUAGCAGAUCUUUUUCAAAAGAAUACGACGAGCCGUAAAUUUAACGUUAAAGUGGAUAACGUUCACCAGUUUGGUGACUGGACACCGUAUCUAGCGCAAGGGAUCCCAGUUGCAAUCAUUUCAUCCCCAAGGGUUAUGAAUAGAGAAUAUCCGAUCGACACAGUAGAAGACAAAUUCGAUGUCCUCAAAGAUAUACUAAGAGACAAGAAGAAGGGAGAGAUACUUUCUGAUGUAAUGUUAUAUCUUGUCGAAAAAUCACUUGAACUUAUUGAUGAUCCAUUCAUCCCGUUCAGUAUAUCGAAUUACGUAGAUUUUCUUUCAAGCACCUUAAAAGAACUCCAGAAAGAAUGUUCCAAUACUGUAAACUUUGAGGAAGUCUUUUCAGGUACGACAUUAUGGAAAAACACUAAAUUGCAGUUCGAAAAAUGGAAAAGCGAAUGGACCGAUCUUAUGUAUGGAGCCGGCACAUAUAUAGAGCCCACCAUCAUUGCCAUUAACCGCUGGUCAUGGAACUACCUACUUUCUCAAAUUGGUGUUGCCCAAUGUUUGGAGGAAGGAUUAUUGGAUAGGGCAUUUUACAAGAACGUUAUUUUCGGGCCAAAACUCCGGCUCGACAAAGGCGAUCCACUUCGUUCAUGGACUUUCCCUGAAAUAAGGGACUCUAUUGCAACUAAGGACUGGAGUUCUGUGCAGGCUCAAGUUAACACACUGGGCACAAUUUUACAAAAUUCGGCACGCUAUUUUCUUGAAAAUAAAAACCUUCAUGGAAUAAAUACGAACGAAUUCUAA
This is a messenger RNA of Saccharomyces paradoxus, 2352 nucleotides long. RefSeq names its product Tre1p (gene TRE1). The coding region runs from base 1 to 2352 and encodes 783 amino acids. NCBI's taxonomy places the organism in Eukaryota, Fungi, Ascomycota, Saccharomycetes, Saccharomycetales, Saccharomycetaceae. Gene Ontology annotation, molecular function: carboxypeptidase activity. The transcript has a single exon. The record is from RefSeq and is a predicted model, not a curated record.